AUGGACACAGAUGGGAGAAACGAAAAGAUUGUCCUAAGAGACCUGUCUCAGCCAAGAAGCUGCAAUCGACACACAGGAGAGUGUGUGAAAGUUUGUUCCAGUCACAGUGACACUGGUCUGUGCCGAUGCAGGGAUGGCUUUUCCCUCAGUAAACAAGGCAAUUACUGUGAAGAUAUCAACGAAUGUGCCCUGUGGAAUCAUGGCUGCUCACUGGGAUGUGAGAAUGUUCCGGGCUCAUACUUCUGCACCUGCCCUAAGGGUUACCUGUUACUGCCCGAUUUGAAGACCUGCCAAGAGACUAAACCAUGUGUGGAGAAUGGUACAGUUUGUGAUCAUGCAUGUGUACACACUGCGGAAGGAGAUGUGUGUGUGUGUCCAGAGGGAUCUGUACUAAAUCCUGACGGCCGCUCGUGCACAGGCUGUUUGUCUGCAGAUCGAGGGGGCUGCAGUCAGAUGUGUGUGACUUUAUAUCCAGGCAGGUGGAUGUGUGAGUGCCAGCCUGGAUACCAGCUCCAAUCUGAUGGAAGACACUGUGCUGCCCCAGGACCUCCAAUGUACCUGUUGUUUGCCAAUAUAGUGGAUAUAAGACAGAUUAACGCAGAUGGCAAAAAGAGCAAAACACUUCUGGAGGAACCGAGAGGCAGUAUCAUAGCUGUGGACUACGAUCCAGUGCAGAAACAGGUGUAUUUUGCAGAUAAAGGCCUGAAGCGUAUUGAGAGGGCUUCGCUGGAUGGAGGUUUCAGAGAGAUGCUGUUCUCCACUGGACUCGACUCACCCGAGGGUCUGGCUGUGGACUGGGUCCAUCGCAAGCUGUACUGGACUGAUAGAGGAUUAUCUUCUAUUUCCCGUAGCGAUUUAAAUGGCCUUGACAGGGAGAUCUUUAUAGAUAAAGACAUCCAGAAACCCAGAGGCAUUGCCCUACAUCCUCAGGCACAGAAGGUAUAUUGGACAGACAUGGGUAGUCGUCCUGCAGUGGAGCGCUCAGGUCUGAACAGAGACGUGCGUGAAGUUGUGGUCAGCACCGGUCUGGUGUCUCCUAGUGGACUAGCAGUUGAUCACGGUUCCCAGCGUCUGUACUGGUGUGACCUGAGCAGAAGUGCGAUUGAGUCAGCCAACCUGGAUGGUUCUGAUCGCCAUAUGCUAAGCAAGAACCAAGUAGGUCGCCCAUUUGAUGUUGCAGUGUUUGAGAACGUGCUCUGGGUCAGUGACUGGGACGGUCACCUGCUCUACCGCCUAGACAUGAGAACUGGACGAAACCCUGAGCGUCUCAGUGACAUCUCUGUCCAACCAGCUGCUCUGGUUGCUGUCCAUCCUCUCGCCAAAACAGGAGCAGAUGUUUGUCUUCAUGAAAACGGAGGAUGUGCCCAAGUGUGUGAGAGCAGACUGGGAUUGGCUCAUUGCUCAUGUCACUCAAAGCACGUUCUUUCAGCUAAUGGAAAAGACUGUCUGGCAAUUAAUACAUCAUUCCCUGAAACAGAUGAUGGUGAAUCAAGUGAUCGUUUGAGAAAUAAAACACUGAAUGAUGAGAGCACACCACUGGUCAUGCUUUACACAGAGAGGAUGGUUUCAGACCAGAAUGACUGCUACUCUGUCAGAUGUGAUGUGAACGCUCGGUGUAUGCAGAAGGAAGGCCGAGCCGUGUGUCAGUGUGUGAGAGGUUUUGCUGGAGAUGGGGAGCUGUGUGUGGACGUUGAUGAAUGCAAAGCAGGCCUGGCAGAUUGUAGUAUAUCUGAGGCUGAGUGUGUGAACACAGCAGGUGGAUAUUUCUGCCAAUGCAAGACUGGAUUCAGUGGAAAUGGUCACUACUGUAUGGAUAUAGAUGAGUGUCAGUUAGAUAUGCAUGGCUGCGAUGUAAACGCUGACUGUUUGAAUGCAGUAGGAAAAUAUCAGUGCAGAUGUCGACCUGGGUUCACAGGCACAGGAUUCAUCUGUCAUGAGGAGUUUAAGAGCGCCUCCUCUUGGCCGAGUACAGGAAGUCCACUUGAUGUCACAUCGCCAUGGCAACACAACAAUGCUGUGCAGAGCUGCCCCUCUACACACGACUCAUACUGUCUGUAUGACGGAGUGUGCUUCUAUUUCCCUGAGAUGGAGUCUUAUGCCUGCAACUGUGUGUUAGGUUACAUGGGGGAGCGCUGCCAGUUCAGUGAUCUUGAAUGGUGGGAGUUGCAGCAGGCUGAAGAGGAGAAGAGAAAGAAUAUGGCUAUAGCAAUGUGUAUUGUGCUCCUCAUCAGCCUUCUCUCCAUCGCUGCCUGCAUCACCUACUGCUACGGGUCUAAAAGACAUUUUGGAACAUGUCCCUCAGAGGAUGAUGUGGGUGCCAUAAGCAUGAGUGGGGACAGUAUCACUGAGUCAACAACAGCCACUCCACAGGUCUAUGUGGUUUUGGAUACUUCUCCCUGCGGUGAUGAAAAGGUCCUUCAUGUUGUAGGGUGUCCCAGAACAACAGUAUGCCCGUCAUGCUCUUCAAGCACCAGAGACAGUUUUGCUUUAGAAGAGGCUGGAAAGCUACAGACUCAGGAUGUUGCCAACUGUUCUGUAUCCUGCGAUAUGCACACAUUGCUGGUUACAGAGAAGACCACUGAUAAUCUCAUCUCCUUAGAAGACCUUUCAGGCAACACCACAAUGAUUCACCAGACUAAAGUCUUCAUUCCAGACUGACUCAUGAACUGAUUAUGUGAAUAAGUUCAAUGUUAAAGUCAUUGCCAUUCAGUUUUACAGUACAGCCAAAUGACCGAGUACAUAGAAGAUGUGGUUAUUUGAACAAGAUUUCACAUUCAAGUUGCAUCAGUUUUUUGUCAACAGAUUUCAUAAAAAAGUAGGUCGCUACCUGGUCACUAAUUGUUGAAGUAAGAUUUGUAAAACCAUUGCACAUCCCUCAAAUGGUUUUAUGCAAAACCAUCUGAGCUACAUAAGAGCUAUAGAAUGAGAUCAUGUAGGUCAUCUAAAGAGAGUCUUGUUUUUCUGCUUUUAAGGUUGCUGUUUUUUGUCACUUUUGAGCCACUAGACAUUGAAUCCAUAGCUCUGUAAAUAGUAAAGAUACUUUUUUGUUGUUGAGAUGCAGAGCAUAUUGAGUAGGAUCAUAUAUUGAAAUUUGUAUUAUAGUUAUGAGAAAACUGUCAUUGUUUUAAUAAUGGAGCAAUGUUGGUUUGAGGUGGUGAAGAGAAAAACGAGAAACAUCCUGCUUUGUGAGCAGAAAAUAACAUGUACUUGGCCUAUUUUGCUUCAGGUGGUAAAGAAUAACAUUUCAGUGGCGUAUCUGGACCUGCUAACAUCAGCAUUGGUUUCACAAAGAGAUUACUGUAUAAAACACAUCCUACGAUGAACCAACUAUAAAAACCUCAGGUAUCAAAACAUUAUUAAAUAAGAUAACAAGAUAACAUUUGGUAUCAAAAAGAUAUAAACAGAUAUCGAAACACAAUAUUUAAAUGAAGUAAGGUCUCAGAUUAGUGAAUGAAUCAUGCUUUAAUUAUUCAAGAACAAGAAAGUUUAGUAGGUUAGAUUCCUCUCUGCCUCUCCUCAGACAAAUGUCUCACAUAUAUUCUAAGACGUCAUGGGAAAAUAAAAGCAGCAAGCUAUAUCUUUAUCUGUCAAUCUAUAUCUGUCUAACUAACAGAAAAUGUAUAUGCUGGGAUUAUAAGGUUUUAACCUACUUCUGCUAUUUUCAACCAAAAGGCUAGAACAAGGACGCUGAAGGAUGAUUUAAUAAAUGAGACCAGACAGAAUAACAUCUGACCUGAUGCCUUUUGUUCUCACUCCAUUUUUCCAUUUCUUUUGAACUUCUUUUUUUCUUGUAAUUGAUGUAAUGUUGGAUAUACAUAUUUAUAACCAAACUGUAAGAUAUGCACAUGUAAACAUCCCAAAAUAAAACAAGAGAAUCAGAAGCUCCUCGUGCAUCAUGUUC
Molecule: messenger RNA, 3901 nt
Organism: Sinocyclocheilus rhinocerous
Lineage: Eukaryota; Metazoa; Chordata; Actinopteri; Cypriniformes; Cyprinidae
Product: pro-epidermal growth factor-like
Exons: 20
Coding region: 1-2658 (885 amino acids)
Biological process (GO): positive regulation of cell population proliferation; canonical Wnt signaling pathway; epidermal growth factor receptor signaling pathway
Cellular component (GO): plasma membrane
Molecular function (GO): Wnt receptor activity; calcium ion binding; Wnt-protein binding
Source: RefSeq, a predicted model, not a curated record